AUGAGUUCAAAUCAGCCUAGGAAAGAUCAAGGCCAGAAGCGCGAUAACCAAAAGAACGAUCGCCGUAAUCAAGGCAGAAAUGGCAAACCACGUCGUAACACUGACCCACCAAAACCAACAAUUGAAAAAAGAAGCGAAAAUUCUAUUGUCCUUUCUACAAAGGAAGGAUCAAUUCAAAUCCAACCUGCAAAAGCAGCAGAGCAGCAACCACAUCUUGCUAAUGUUCAAAUCACAAAGCCAGAGCAUCCAAAGAUCGAGCUUACACUUUCACCAGAAGCAGCCAAGCUCUCGCAACAACGUCGUGCAGCACAUACAUAUUCUAUUGAAGAGAUCAAAGCUCGCAGACACAACAACGAACUUACAAAUCCAGAUGAGCUCAUGAAUGUCUUCCAGUUCCAUGCAGAACUCCAACUCUACAAGCGUUUCAUGAACAACGCAAGCUCUCGCCGUCGUUCUCAAGUUCAACAAGCCGAUGCUCCUGUUUAUCAGCACCGUAUCAACAACAUCUUGCUUCAAUUCAACGUUAAUACCUUCCAGACCGUUUUCAACGAGCUCUGCUCUCUCGGUAUCAACAGCGAUGUCUUCGUUCUCUCAUUUGUUAACGUCGUAUUCAAACAUGCAGUUCUUAAUCCACCUCUUGCAGCUCUUUUCUCUCUCUUAGCCCACCACAUGAUCUACGUUAUGAAGGGAACAUCGUACGCCGACAAAAUGCGCAACAUGUUCCUCGAAAGAUGCAAUGAGUCCUUUGUCGUUCCAAAGGAGGACACAGACAAGUCCACAAUGAUCCUUCUCUACGGUAUCGUCACAUUCGCUGGUCACAUGAUCCGUGAUGAAGUUGUCAAAUCCGAAUUACUCGGCCAGUGGUCAUCCUCCCUCCUCAAGAGUGGCAUCAACGUCUGCCUCAGACUCCUCAUCGACUUACUUCUCGCUGGAGGAGCCUCCGUCAUCAAAGAACAAGAGACAAUCAUCAAACAAUUGGACGAAAAGAUGAAAGGCGUUACAGACCAGAGCCUCAAGGACUCAUACGCCAAGCUCCUCGACCUCGUCAAGGUCACAGAGUCCGCAAAGGUCACAAUGCAGAAGGAACUCAAGGAUCCAAACAUGAAACACUCACCAUCCGUUGAUACAUCACUCAACGGUGAAUACAAGAAACUCUUCAAGCGCUCAGAUUCAAUCCCUGUCGAUUUGGACUACUUCCAAGAUGAUAUGGAAGAAAAGGACAACAUCGACGGAGCAGUCGAGACAUUCUUCUUAUCUACAAACAUCGCUAACUUUAUUACUAUGUUCAACGAACUCGGAUUCAAGAACGACCUCGAAUCUGCCAAGGAACUCCUCAGAGCCAUCGGAAGACAGACAGAGGCCAACCAGUUGGUCGUAGCAGAGCUCGCUGCCUCUUUGAUCCAGAAGAACUACUUCGAACAAGAAAUGAUCAAAUCCGCCAUGACAGAGUUGGCAGCAGAAGGAAAGGAUGACGAGAAGAUGGGUGUUUGCUUGGCCCACAUCUUUGCUUUACUUGUCAAGGAACAGUUCGUUUCAUUUGAUGAUUUCGUCCAGAUCUUCCACGAAAUGUCCAAUAUCUACAAGGUUGUCAUCCCAAGAUUCUUGUUCUCUAUUUCUGAGAUCAGAGGUGACAUCGCAACAGAUAUUGCUGAAUCAGAGUUCUGGUCACAGCUCAAAUUCGUUGAAGAUGCUGAAGAUAACUUGGAUAGAGCGGAUAUCCUCAAUCUCUGGGAAGUUACAGAGUUCUUCCCUCAGUACGACGCGUUCGAGAGAAUCGCAAAGGCAAAGAAUGGAGAAGAGGCUGCAAAAAUUGUUCAGGACUUCGCAGAGAAAGUUCCAGACGUGAACCAGUACAUCCACUUGGUCAUCGAAGGAUUGACUCAGCUCCCUCCACAGGAAGGAAAGAACGCCGCAGCAAAACUGAAGGGAUACUUCGGAAAGAACAAGAAUGCUGUAGAUCAGGCAGUUGCAUCAAUCGGAGACAAGGCUAAGGCACUCUUCUGA
This is a messenger RNA of Trichomonas vaginalis G3, 2004 nucleotides long. Its product is annotated as armadillo (ARM) repeat-containing protein family. NCBI's taxonomy places the organism in Eukaryota, Parabasalia, Trichomonadida, Trichomonadidae. The record is from RefSeq and is a predicted model, not a curated record. Bases 1 to 2004 code for a protein of 667 amino acids. The transcript has a single exon.